Molecule: messenger RNA, 1298 nt
Organism: Hemisphaericaspora subhashii
Lineage: Eukaryota; Fungi; Ascomycota; Pichiomycetes; Serinales; Debaryomycetaceae
Exons: 2
Source: RefSeq, a predicted model, not a curated record
UCGGAUGUCAAAUACUUAACUUCUAAAAUCAAACUGCUGUUUUUCAAAGGCAUUGGAGAGGAUAUUGUAACAUCACUAAAUGUGCAAGGGGGUUUUGGCCUCCUUAAUUUGGGCAAGCAGCUUUCGGGUCGCCGUGCUCAAUAUGUUUGGCAUACCCUUACCAAUGUUACUGAUUGGAAUUUUAACAUCUUUAGGUAUAAGCUCCAGGAAUUUGUGAAUAAGCUGGCUGACUCCUAUCAAGCUUCUACAGACUCUAUUCUAGCAAUCCCUUGGUACAAGUUCCUCACUGGGUUGACUCUAAAUUAUCAGGGUAGGGAUAUUUCUACUAUGGUUGAUCAAAGUGAUAUUUUUACGAACACCGAGAAGGUGUAUUUGGAAGCAUGGUUUGAUUUAAUUGGUUCACUUCGCAAAACAUAUACGGCACAGCCGAGUCAUUUUUCACAUGAUGAAUAUAGGGACUUCUUCGGGUCACCCCCUUCUACUAUUCUCCCACCACUAUUCGCAGAUUUACCGGGGGACUUUUUCAAUAGUCGUUCAAAGAAAUUUAAUAUUGAAGCAAAGCCAUGUGUUAUCCCGGAGGGUUGGUCUAAUCUUUAUGAUUUGGAUCCCGCUGAUUGGGUAAAAUUUUUUAAGAUCUUGGCUCAUGGCAAACGUUGCUACCCAGAUGUUUCACAUGAUUUUAUUGAAUUAUUAUUAGAAAAAAUGGAUUUUGGACGACGGGCAAGAAAUUUCCUUCUUGCUAUUACUACAAAACAACAAGGUCAAAUAAUCAUCAACAAUCUAGUCGGGAGUCGCUUCCCUUUGGAAAGAGGCACUCGACAAGGUAAUCCACUUAGUCCUUUGAUAUUUAAUUUAGUGUUGGAAACAUUAUUUAUUCAGAUUACGAACAAAAUGCAAGGUGCAUGUUUAAAUGCAUCUGCUCAUUUACAAUUGAACUAUACUGCAUAUGCAGAUGAUGUGCUCGUGUAUUGUAAUAAUGAGACAGAUCAAAGAACUUUCAAAGACUUGUUGGCAAAAUUCUCAAUAGAAUCGGGUCUUCAUGUUAAUCACACGAAGACUAACGUGGUAUAUUAUAACGAUCCUCCAGCUAAUCAGAUAUUUCCAUAUCCAAUACAAAAAUUAGAUCCAAACACGUUUAAACAUUUGGGUAUUCCAUUACGACAACGCUCCGAAAGUUACAAUCCUUGGAAAAAGACAUUAAAUGAAUUACGCUAUUUAAUACAAUGUUUCCCCACAUUUGAUUUAAAUGGACAUGCAAUCAUUCAAUUAAUUAAUUCUCAUGUUUUUUCAAAAUUGUA